This is a messenger RNA of Microthlaspi erraticum, 1521 nucleotides long. Lineage: Eukaryota; Viridiplantae; Streptophyta; Magnoliopsida; Brassicales; Brassicaceae. The record is from the annotation of a GenBank genome assembly.
AUGAGUAGCAUUCAUAUUACUCUUUCGUUUCUCUUCUUGUUCAUUUUCAAGUUUCAAGAGCUGUUUGCGGCUCCUACUAGACACUUGUGUCGUCCUGAGCAAAGGGAUGCACUUCUCGAGUUCAAGAACGAGCUUGAGAUUCGGAAUUCUUUGUUUGAUAUGUGUAAUAUUAACGGUAGCUAUGUAAGCCCUCAUCCGAAGACGGAGUCAUGGAGAAAUUACAGCGACUGUUGUUAUUGGGAUGGUAUCAAGUGUGAUGCCAAUUCUGGGAAAGUUAUCGAGCUAGACCUGAGUUGCAGCUGCCUCCACGGCAGUUUCGUUGGUGAAAUCCCAUCUUCUUUUGGUGGUUUGAACCAGUUGACUGAUUUGGAUAUUGAGUCCAAUAAGCUCAGUGGAACGCUUCCUCCAAACUUCACCUCACUCUCCAACUUGAGGUACUUUUUCGCAAAAGACAACACUUUCGUUGGACCCUUUCCUUCUUUGACCAUUAUUGAUUUGGGUGAUAACAACCUCAACGGCACUCUUGAGUUUGAGAAUAUAUCUUCACCAUCUCAGCUACAAGAUUUAUCCCUUGAAAAUAACAACUUGAGAGGGCCAAUCCCGAGAUCUAUUUCCAAAUUAGUCAAGCUUUAUUAUCUUGACCUUUCCCAUUGGAACACCCAAGGCCCAGUUGACUUCAGUAUCUUCUCACAUCUCAAGUCGCUCCAAAAGCUUGACUUGUCCCAUUUGAACACCACAACUACGAUUGACUUGAAUGCAAUCUUAUCAUAUUUCAAGUCACUGCAAAUAUUAUAUCUCUCAGGCAACCAUGUUUUAACAAGGAGCAAAAGUUCAGUCUCACAUCCUCCUUCGCAAUGGAUAGACUCUUUAUCCUUGUCAGGCUGCGGUAUCACCGAGUUUCCAGAGCUUCUAAGAACCCUUGAGCAUCUGAAGCGGCUAGACAUUUCCAACAACAAAAUCACAGGUCAAGUGCCUCGCUGGCUGUGGACACUACCAGAGCUGAGCUAUGUGAAUCUUUCCAACAAUACUUUCAUCAGUUUCGAAAGAUCAACAAAACACGGACUAUCCUCUGUCUUGAAGUACUUGUUUGGCUCUAAAAACAAUUUCACAGGAAACAUUCCUUCUUUCAUCUGCGAGUUUCGCUCUCUAAGCAUUCUCGAUUUGUCAAACAACAACUUCAGUGGUUCUAUCCCUCUUUGCAUGGGAAAUCUCAAGAGUGAUCUUUCAGUUCUAAACCUUUGUCAGAAUCAUCUUAGCGGUGAUCUUCCGGAGAGUGUAUUUGAAAAUCUAAGAUCACUUGAUGUCGGUCAUAACCAGUUGGCGGGAAAGCUUCCAAGAUCUUUGAUCCAUUUCUCUAAUCUUGAAGUUCUUAAUGUGGAAAGCAACAGAAUCAACGACACGUUUCCCUUCUGGUUGAGUUCUCUACAAAAGUUGCAAGUUCUAGUCUUACGCUCCAACGCAUUCCAUGGACCCAUACGCAAGCCUCGUUCCUUACGUGAAAAUCAUCGACAUAUCCCAUAA